Xenia sp. Carnegie-2017 is the source of this 1981-nucleotide messenger RNA. RefSeq names its product centrosomal protein CCDC61-like. Gene Ontology annotation, cellular component: centrosome. NCBI's taxonomy places the organism in Eukaryota, Metazoa, Cnidaria, Anthozoa, Malacalcyonacea, Xeniidae. The record is from RefSeq and is a predicted model, not a curated record.
UACAAAGUACUUUGUUGUUUCCGAAAAAUCCAAAAGGUUUUGCAUUGUGCUCGAUACUGCUGCAUCCUUGUUUUUUGUUGUCUUCAAAGCUAAAGUAAAGAAGACUUGUCAAGAGUUAUUUUGUGAUCAGAGAGGAUGUCUUAACGAAUUAUAAUGUCGUCAAAAUCUCAACGAGAAAAAAUGACAGAGGGAAAUUUCGGCAGUUUGUCUGCAAGACAUAUAUUCCAUGGGAUCGAGUAUGUCGUUAGCAUGUUUUUAAGAGACGAACAUGUGAUUCUCGAGGCAGAGGACAGACUCACUGCUGAUCAAUGGCGGGCAGAGUUCGAUGCAAGAUAUAUUGAAGAUUUAACCCACAAAACGGGAAACUUUAAGCAGUUCAAAGUGUUUAUCAACAUGUUGGAAUCUGCAAUAAAUAAGGACUCGUCAAGCGUUAGUCUUGAUCUUCUGACAUAUGCAGAUUUGCAGACUCUACGCAAUCAGAAACCUGGAGUAGGGACGGCAAAUAUUCCUGGAGCCAGAGCUAUCUCUCAAUUAGCUACUAAGCGUUAUCUUUUGACUUACACUGUGGAAUUUGAUCGGGUGCGUUUGAUCCAUUAUCCUCUUCCAUUACCCUAUGCUGGUAAACCAGAUCCAGUUCAUUUGCAAGAUGUGAAUAGAAAGCUGAAAGAAGAGAUAAAGAAUUUGAAAAACCAACUUGCUAGGGAAGCUACCAGCAAAGUUAAUACACAUUUGAUGAUUUUUAGAUUGGACAAUCUCCUAAACGAGAAGGAAAAUCUUCAACGAGAAUAUAACGCCUUUCAACGUGAGAUGAAACACUCCAGUGUUGCUGAUACAAGUAAAGAGAUCAGAGUCCUCAAGAAAGUCAUCAAGAAUCUAGAGGGAGAUUUGUUGAAGGAAAAGUCAAAAUUCCAGAAGAUCUUAAGCAAGAAAGCACAGGAGAAUCGUGAUUUACUUGACGAGUUGAAAGAAGCUCGUGCUAACGAACGGAAUUUACGAGCAAGAUGUCGAAAUCUAACAAAUGAGCUUGCGUUAUUGAAAGACAAAGGUAAAAUCAGCACGCCUUCUGGAGGAUCUGUCAACAGAACAUCGUCUGCAAAGGGAAAUGUUGUUGCUAGACGUCGAACCUUAUCACAAGAACGCAAAGUGACACCUCAAACACGUCGUCAAACACGCAGUCCUUCACCAAUAGGAGAUGUUCCACGAUUUGAUCCUACUGCCUACGUGAAAGAAAAACAACGAAAGUUGAAAGAAGCAAGAGAAGCCCGAAGUCGAAGUCGCACUCGCUCUGGCUCAAAACCACAUCGACGUGUCAGGUCUAUAUCAUCAGAACGUGGUUCUACGAAAGAUCUUCGUCCAAGAAUAUCAGAUCCCAAUAAAAUCUAUCGCACAUCAUCUUUGAGUAGCAUAGGUAGUAGGCGAUCAUCUGGCUCCUUAGGUCGCCCUGAUAACAACGGGAGACGCAGAAGAUCUGGCUCACAACAGCGUGUGGUUCGUCGUCGAUUUGGAUCAGAUGCGUCUUCCGGUGAAGGUUCCGAUGCGGAGGAUCGUAGAAAAUACAUCAGAAGAAUUCCAAGGUAUUCCAGCACACCGCAAGAGUUAAAACGAAGAACAAAAGAAGCCAGUAAAAAACGAGACAAUUCGCUGAACAGAUCUGUGGAAAUCUCGGAAAUCGAUGCGAGACUUAACGCAUUACAGAAAUACAUGAGAAUAUGGAUUGAGAGAAUCUUCAAUUGUUACUUCCGAUAAGUGCUACUUUCAUAAAUGCUGUCUAUUUUAAUCAUAUAUAAAACUUUAAAUGAUAUUGAUGCGUAUAUAGCUACAUUUUAUAUAAUAAGGAUACCGAGAACUUACUUAGUCAUAAAUGAGAUUUUUAAACUGUUAUUGCUUCACUUUCUUUGUAUAUAGUUCGUAAAAAUCAAUAUUUAUAGUUGGUAUUAAUUAAAUAAUUCCUUUUACAACCAAUAAACAUUUUAAAUGUGUA